This is a messenger RNA of Echinostoma caproni, 708 nucleotides long. The record is from the annotation of a GenBank genome assembly. NCBI's taxonomy places the organism in Eukaryota, Metazoa, Platyhelminthes, Trematoda, Plagiorchiida, Echinostomatidae.
ACAACUUCUACGUCCGGAUCCAAUCUGUUUUCUCUAACCCAACAAACCCCGGGUAGUUUGUUCACCUCCAGCUCGGCGUCAACCUCCGAAUUUCCGGAAUCUAAAUCCGUUCUUUUCUCCUCAUCAUCCAAUGAGCCGGUUGCGCCAAUUUCCGGUGCCGGCGGUCUUUUCGGUACGACUCGCCCGUUCGCAGUAUCGACUGCGUUCUCACCAGGACUAAAAGUGUGUCCGUUUAAUGAACCUACCACUGGCAGCAGCUUCGAAAGCUUGGCUGCUGCUGCUGCUGCUGCUGAUAGUUCUGUGAGCAAUCUUUUCAAACCCUCUGUUAUGUCAACUUCAACACCACCGAAAUUUUCUUUGUUCGGUCAUUCUACUGCGGGCAUAUCGGAAACGACAGCUGCAGUCACUACCACAGCAGUUGUGUCCACCACAUCAACCGCCACUACCGAAGGUGGAUCUAAUCGGCCUAAAAUUCAACCGAUAGUCUGGGACUAUACUGCACUACCGAGUUCAUCCGAUCCUCAGAGCACUGAAGAAUCCAGGCGCAUCGGGGCCGGUCGAAGAAAGAAAUGGGGCUCGGCAGCUCGUACAGGUCUUUUUUCCGGGACCGGACCAUCGACCACUCCCGGUAGCCUUUUUGGUGCCUCACGCGGCGCAGGUACAUCCGGUCCCGGUCCACUCCGAACGAAACCCCACCCUCGACGUUGA